Molecule: messenger RNA, 3655 nt
Organism: Gymnodraco acuticeps
Lineage: Eukaryota; Metazoa; Chordata; Actinopteri; Perciformes; Bathydraconidae
Product: NLR family CARD domain-containing protein 3-like
Exons: 9
Coding region: 427-3483 (1018 amino acids)
Molecular function (GO): protein binding
Source: RefSeq, a predicted model, not a curated record
GUUCUCACGUCACUCGAUGUGUUUUGAUACUCUGAAGGGAGUGACGGCGUCCUCAGAUCAGAUACACGCAGACACAGGACUGAAGAGGAAGAGAUGAGCAGAGUUUCCUCCACACAUGCAGGCGUCUGAACUGACCUGAAGGGAAUUCAACAGGUGGAGGCUCUGCUAUGGAUCAGUGUGAGGACAGAGAGGAGGAAGCCCCCCCCCUCUAAAAGCUCUGGGGAACAUGACAUCCAGACCAAAGCUCAGAGUCUAGAGCAAACACCUCAUUCUGCUGGACCUGAACCUGGACCUAGACCUACACCUAAACCUAGACUUAGAUCUAGAGCAGUACCUGGAUCUGUACCAGGUCCUGGACCUGAACCUGAACCCAGCUCUGUGUCCAGUUACCAGCUUACUGCAAGAGACCAGAACCAGGGAGAAAAGAUGGAGACGCCUAGAAAAGUCCUAUUAAGAAAUUUAGAAGCUUUGGAGGAAAAGGACUUUAUAAAAUUCAAGUGGUGCCUGGAGGAGGAGGUCCUAGGAUUCCCAGGAAUCUCAAAGAGUCGACUAGAGAAAGCAAACCGGAUGGACACAGUGGAUCUGAUGAUUCUGUACUACUGCAUAAACACCAUUAAAGCGACCAGAGAAGUUUUGAAGAUGAUCCCGAGGAAUGAUCUAGAAGAGGAAUUAUCAAAAACCUCAUCAAACCCUGAAGAUAUUCUCACGAAGUGCCAAGGUGAACUCAAAUCAAACCUGAAGGAAACAUUUGAAAAUAUCAGAUUUAUGGACAAAUCUGAAACCCUACAUAAAAUCUACACGGAGAUCUACAUCACCAGGGGAGACACCACAGAGGUCAAUGCUGAACAUGAGGUCAGACAGAUUGAAACAGCAUCCAGGAAACCAGACAGACCAGAAACACCCAUCAGACAAGAAGACCUCUUUAAAGCCUCACCUGGAAGAGAUGCACCAAUCAGAGCAGUGCUGACAAAGGGAGUGGCUGGCAUUGGGAAAACAGUCUUAACACAGAAGUUCACUCUGGACUGGGCUGAAGGCAAAGCCAACCAGGACAUCCAGUUCAUAUUUCCAUUCACCUUCAGAGAGCUGAAUGUGGUGAGAGAGAACAAGUACAGCUUGGUGGAACUUGUUCAUCACUUCUUCUCUGAAACCAGAGACGCAGGAAUCUGCAGGUUUGAUCAGUUCUCGGUCGUGUUCAUCUUUGACGGUCUGGAUGAGUGUCGACUUCCUCUGGACUUCCUCAACACUGAGAUCCUGACUGAUGUCACAAAGUCCACCUCAGUGGAUGUACUGCUGACAAACCUCAUCAGAGGGAAGCUGCUUCCCUCUGCUCGCCUCUGGAUAACCACACGGCCUGCAGCAGCCAAUCAGAUCCCUCCUGAGUGUGUGGACAUGGUGACAGAGGUCCGAGGGUUCACCGACCCACAGAAGGAGGAGUACUUCAGGAAGAGAUUCAGAGAUCAGGAGCAGGCCGGCACCAUCAUCUCCCACAUCAAGACCUCACGAAGCCUCCACAUCAUGUGCCACAUCCCAGUCUUCUGCUGGAUCUCUGCUUCAGUUCUGGAGGACAUGUUGAAAACUGAGGGAGGAGAGCUGCCCAAGACCCUGACUGAGAUGUACAUCCACUUCCUGGUGGUUCAGUCCAAAGUGAAGAACAUCAAGUAUCAGGGAGGAGGUGAGACGGAUCCACACAGGAGUCCAGAGAGCAGGAAGAUGAUGGAGUCUCUGGGGAAACUGGCUUUUGAGCAGCUGCAGAAAGGCAACCUGAUCUUCUAUGAGUCCGACCUGACAGAGUGUGGCAUCGAUAUCAGAGCAGCCUCAGUGUACUCAGGAGUGUUCACACAGGUCUUUAGAGAGGAGAGAGGAACGUACAAGAACACAGUGUUCUGCUUCGUCCAUCUGAGCGUUCAGGAGUUUCUGGCUGCUCUUCAUGUCCAUCUGACCUUCAUCACCUCUGGAGUCAACCUGCUGUCAGAAGAACCAACAACCUCCAAGAAGCCUAAACUAUUCAGAUCCAAACCCAAACCCAAAGCCAAACCUACACUAACACAUCUCUACCAGAGUGCUGUGGACCAGGCCUUACAGAGUCCAAACGGACACCUGGACUUGUUCCUCCGCUUCCUCCUGGGUCUUUCACUGGAGACCAAUCAGAAACUCCUACGAGGCCUGCUGACACAGACAGGGAGUGGCUCAGAGACCAAUCAGGAAACAGUCCAGUACAUCAAGAAGAAGAUGGAAGAGGAUCUGUCUCCAGAGAGAAGCAUCAACCUGUUCCACUGUCUGAAUGAACUGAAUGAUCGUUCUCUGGUGGAGGAGAUCCAACAGUCCCUGAGUUCAGGAAGUCUCUCCACAGAUAAUCUGUCUCCUGCUCAGUGGUCAGCUCUGGUCUUCAUCUUACUGUCAUCAGAAGAAGAUCUGGACGUGUUUGACCUGAAGAGAUACUCUGCUUCAGAGGAGGCUCUUCUGAGGCUGCUGCCAGUGGUCACAGCCUCCAACAAAGCUCUGCUGAGUGGCUGUCAGCUGUCAGGGAGAAGCUGUGAUGCUCUGUCCUCAGUCCUCAGCUCCCAGUCCUCUAGUCUGACAGAGCUGGACCUGAGUAACAACAACCUGCAGGAUUCACGAGUGAAGCUGCUGUCUGCUGGACUGGAGAGUCCACACUGUGAACUGAAGACUCUCAGGCUGUCAGGCUGUCUGAUCACAGAGGAAGGCUGUGAUGCUCUGGCCUCAGCUUUAAACCCCUCCCAUCUGAGAGAGCUGGACCUGAGCUACAAUCAUCCAGGAGCCUCAGGGGGGAGGCUGCUGUCUGCUGGACUGGACACGCUCAGUCUGGAGCCUGCUGCAGUCUGGUGGCUGAGGCCAGGUCUCAGGAAGUAUGCCUGUGAACUCACACUGGACUCAAACACAGUGAAUAGAAAACUCCAACUGUCUGACAACAACAGGAAGGUGACAUGUGUGAGAGAGGAGCAGAAUUAUCCUGAUCAUCCAGAGAGGUUCGACUCCUGGCCUCAGCUGAUGUGCAGAGAAGCUCUGACUGGUCGCUGUUACUGUGAGGCCAAGUGGAGAGGAGAGGUUCAUACAUCAGUGACUUACAGAGGAAUCAACAGGAGAGGAAACGGAGAGGACUGUUGGUUUGGAAGGAAUGAUCAGUCCUGGAGUCUGAGAUGCUCUGGUGAUGGUUACUCUGUCUGGCACAAUAAGACAUUAUCACACAUCUCCUCCUCCUCCUCUUCCUCCUCCUCUUCCUCCUCCUUUUCCUCCCUCUCCUCCCCCUCCCCCUCCUCUGGUAGAGUAGCAGUGUAUCUGGAUCAUCCUGCUGGCUCUCUCUCCUUCUACAGAGUCUCCUCUGGCUCACUGAUCCACCUCCACACCUUCAGAACCACAUUCACUGAGCCUCUCUAUGCUGGGUUUGGGUUAUCUCGUUUCUUUGGUUCCUCAGUGUUCUCUGCAGGAGUGAGGCUGGCAUCCUGGUUAAAUAACUCCCAGUAGCCUACCUACUACCACCUCAUUUGAGUGCGUUGUUUUCAAACUGGCUGUUUCUGCUAGGCUCCAGGUUGCCCUCAUCUCUCGCCGACCUAAAGCUUCCACUACCAUCUUGUCUGAGUUGCUCACCUCUCUCUGUUCCAUCUCUCCAUCAACUCUCCUGCUCGAUGAUUUCAAC